UCAGUGGUUCAUAUUUGGCUUCACUUUGGCGGAGGUCUCUCUUUCUCGACGUCCUCUGGAGCCGGCCGGACGCUGAAGUUCCCCUACCUGCGCAGAACACGUCGCAUGCACACUCGUGGUCGUCGACGUCGCAGUGCACUGAAGUCUACGCACUGCGCCAAGUUCACUGGAAACGGUCAACGGACAGAGAGAAACCUCACCAAAGAUUGAUUUCAUCAGCUGAAAUGCCUUUAAGGGGAAUCCGAUUUGCCCAGCUUCUACCAAUCUUCUGCGCACUCUGCCAGCUCACCAAAGCCUUCCCAGCCACCCAUUAUGCCCAAGACCACGGCCCCCAGCUCCAGGUAGACAUCCCCCCCCCGGCGGUCUUCUCCGUCCCACUGGGCAGCUCCAUCGCCAUCCCCUGCUUCAUAUCCACCACGACCUCCGACCCUUCCCCGUCCCCCGCCCUGCCCCCCCGGGUCAAGUGGACCCUGGUGGCGGGCGGCGUGGAGACGGAGAUCCUGGUGGCGCGGGGCGAGAGGGUGAAGGUCAACGAGGCGUACCGGGACCGGGCGGCGCUGCUCAACUACACGGCGUCCCCUCUGGACGACCUGACGCUGUGGCUGGGCGAGCUGCGCGCCAGCGACAGCGGCCACUACCGCUGCGAGGUCCAGCGCGGCCUGGAGGACGCCAGCGACUUCGUGGAGCUCAAGGUCAAAGGCGUUGUGUUCCACUACAGAGAGGCAUCUGGCCGCUACGCCUUCUCCUUCCAGCAGGCGCAGAGGGCAUGUGAGGACAUCGGAGCCCACAUGGCAACUCCAGACCAGCUGCUGGCUGCUUAUUAUGAUGGCUACGAGCAGUGUGACGCCGGCUGGCUGGCCGACCAGUCCGUCAGGUAUCCCAUCCAGGUGCCUCGGGAAGGUUGCUUUGGGGACAUGGACGGAAAACCGGGAGUAAGGAACUAUGGGACUAUGGAUCCAAAGGACCUCUAUGAUGUGUACUGUUAUGUGGAGCAGAUUGAUGGGGAGGUGUUCCACGACCCUCUCCCCCAGGCCCUGUCCUACGAGGGGGCGCGGGCCUACUGCCAGCGGGCCGGGGCGGCGCUGGCCUCCACCGCCCAGCUGUACGCGGCCUGGAGCGACGGGCUGGACCGCUGCAGCCCCGGCUGGCUGGCCGACGGCAGCGUGCGCUACCCCAUCCUCACCCCCAGGGAGCGCUGCGGGGGACCCCAGGCCGGGGUGAAGACCCUGUAUCGCUUCACCAACCAGACAGGCUUCCCAGAGCGCUCCGCCCUCCACGACGUCUACUGCUUCCGAGCUCUCGGCGACGCGCAGACCGACUCUCCACCCGACUACGCGGCCACGGAGCCCGAGGACAUGGGCCAGGACGUGGUGGUCCUCCUGCGGCCCGUGGAGGAGCUGCAGCUCAAGCAGCAGUACGACCACAAGGAGCGAGAGGCUCAGAGCGCGCUGGAGUCCCUCCCCAUCUCCCCGGUGCCGACCGUCCAGGGGCGAUCCCUGGCGCCGGGCGACGCCGAGACCACGCGCCUCCUCAACACCACCUCCCUGACGGAGCUCCUCCCGCCCUUUGACAAGACAGGGAACGAUUCUACGACCACCAGCACCGCCGCCGCCGCCUCGACACCGGUGCCUGCUACCGGCGCCACCGCAGACGAUACUGACCGUCCCCUUUGGUCCAGCACACUGUGGCCUGACGGCGAUAAUGUGACGGAUACCAGCCACAACGCCAGCACCGGCCUUGACCAAGCGGAGCUGGAGGAAACCGUCCAAUCGCUGGAGUACCCCGAGCCGUCGUACGAGCCUCACAGGCAUUACCAGCCGAUGCCAGAUGUCAAUCUGGAAGAGCAUCAGUCUCAGCUGUCAGAUGGCUCCAAGCAUUUCCAGCCGAUGCCCGAGACCAACUUGGACGUUGAGGAACGCUCGGAAGGUAAAGAAAGCAGUCCAGACGUCGACCAGAGCGAAGAGGCGGUAGCCUCCGUUGUCCCGUCCACGACCCUUGUGCUUGAUUUGAACCUGGAAGAGACCGAACGAACGACCGAAAGGCAGCAAGCGUCCUCAUCGAGCCGGCCCACAGGAGAGGUAGCAGGACGCGUGCUCCUGACCUCCACCGGGUCUCCGACCAGGGAGUCCACCUCCCUGUGGUUCCCCGACGAAGGGUCGGCCGAAGAUUCUCAAGAAAACGUCUCUGAUGGACAAAACACCAGUUCAAUGGCAUCAACCAUCGUGCCAGUAGCCUUCACCUCACCCAUCUCUUCGACUCACCUCGCCCCGUCCUCCGCCACAGUGGUGGUCACUCCAACUGACCUCCCAUCUGAAGGCCCAGGAGCAACCCUCUUGUCUCCUCCGGAGGUCUCUGAGGCCGGGCUCCCUCAGGUGGUUUACUCCGCGGUCGUCAACCCCUGGGAGAUCUCAACCAGUCAGGAAGGCAGCGGGAGCUCAGAAUACGACGAUCUGAUGGGGGCCACCUCCGCCUCCAACACCAUCAAUGCGACCACCACCACCACCACCACCACCGCCAGCACCAAUGCAACCACCACCAAUGCGACCACCACCAAUGCGACCACCACCACAACCACCACCUCCACCAAUAUAGUCAUCACAGCCACCGCCCCCACCACCACCACAACACAGGAGGCGCAUCCCACCGGAGCGGUGUCGUCUGUGGGCAGCACCGUCCACGAAACAGCCGUGAGUUCCACUGAGACUCCGGAGAGGAAGGUCAACGGCGCCCGACAGACCGCCGGCCCCACUGCAGCGGUGCCCCGCGGGGAGGCCGGGGCCGACCCGACGUCGGCCUUCACGGGGGCCCCCACAGCGGGACCCCGGGCCGCACUCCGGGAGCUCGGGUCCACCUCCACACCGAGCGACACCUCCCCGGAGGACGAACAGCUGGCCGGCUUCCCCAUCAACACCCAGAGCCCCAGCGGGACUCUCCCCCAGGCCACCUCCACGGCGCAGGAGUCCCCGCCGGACCCCGAACACAGCAGGGAGGCGCCCUCUCUCUUCUCCGUGGUGACCCGAAAGGUCCCCGGGGACGGCGAGCAGUUCAGCAUGUGGUCGAACACGCGGAGCCCCGUGGCGUCGACGCCGGCCAAGGUUUCCCGCAAGACCCCCGGGCCGUCGCCGCCAUCGCCGCCGAUGACCACCUUUCUGCCCCCGGUGAACCAAGGGCGGGUUGACGAGCAGUUCAUGCUCACGCAGCCGCCCACAUUGCUCAUCUUGCCCAAUGAGAGGGCUGCUGUGGGCAGCGCAGGGAACCCCUCAGAUGCAUGUCUGCCGGAGCCCUGUCUCAACGGGGGGACGUGUGUGGAUCACAGCGGCCGCGUGCAGUGCCUCUGUCUGCCCAGCUACGGAGGGGACUUCUGCCAAACCGACGUGCACCGGUGUGAGCCGGGCUGGGAUAAGUUCCAGGGCUUCUGCUACCGCCACUACGGCCAGCGUCUGAGCUGGGAGGUGGCCGAGCUGCACUGCCGCAUGGCCGGGGCCCACCUGGUGUCCAUCAUGAGCCCCGAGGAGCAGACCUUCCUCAACAGUAAAUACGAAGAGUACCAAUGGACCGGGUUGAAUGACAAGACCAUCGAAGGAGACUUCCGCUGGUCUGAUGGAAACCCCCUGCUCUAUGACAACUGGCACAGAGGGCAGCCAGACAGCUACUUCCUGUCCGGGGAAGACUGUGUGGUGAUGAUGUGGCACAAUGGUGGACGAUGGAGCGACGUGCCGUGUAACUAUCACCUGGCAUACACCUGCAAGAAAGGCACCACACUGUGCGGCCCACCGCCUAAAGUGAAGAACGCCUCCAUUUAUGGAAGAGUGGUGCAGAGGUACCAGACGGGGGCGUCCGUGCGCUACCACUGCGCCGAAGGCUUCCGGCAGAGGAGAUACCCCCUGGUCAGCUGCCUGUCAGGGGGCGUGUGGGAGGAGCCUCGGAUCCAAUGUGUCCCAGUCGGUGGGAGGAUGCUGGAGGCAGCGGGUCACAUCUAUUCAUCCACCGGAGUGAUGUUCGCGGCUGUCCAAGACGAUGUUGACGAUGAAGCCACAACGACAGAGGCGUCGCCACAGUAUUGGGACAUCAAGUUUUAAACCGACAACCGCUUUAGAGCCCAUCUUUUUGAUUGUGCAUUGACAUAUGCUAUAAUGACGCUUCCAAACAAAACAUAAGCAGUAGGCAGUUAGACCACCGUUUUGUAAUGCUGAGACAUGUUGUUCUUAACUGAAAAAAAAAAAAGGAGCUGGGUUUUUUAUACUUUCUACUGAUUUCUACUUUGUGAAAUUGGAUACACCCAUCCAAGGAAACCCUGCUGUGUCCAAAGCAAUAAGAUGAUGUUGCACCUAGUGCCCUUCGCCACUAGAUGGUACUAUUGCGCCAUAGAACCCUUGUACGUCUACUGAAUAAUUUGGUUGAUCGUGUUGAAUUAGAAAUAUUUUCAAACCGAUGAAUUUAAAGGUGGAUUUAGAGUAGGCUAUUAUUCAAAACAGAAAACAAAAUGUACAACCUGUAGACCUAUUAUGUUUUUAUAUUCAGCCGAUGGUUCUUAGCUAGACACGCAUAAGAAACACAACAAAUCAAAACCGUCAAUACUUUUCCUAUCAUUUGUUGUGGGGAACCAUUGCCGACACAGCUUUGUCCAUCAACUUUAUGUUAUAAUAAAGUUCUGUAGGACAGCGCGGUGAUUAAAAUACAUUUCUUAAACCAUAACAGUUUCAUUUCCUUUUUCUUAUUCGAGAAUCACAUCAUUAGUGGUAGG
Molecule: messenger RNA, 4744 nt
Organism: Gadus chalcogrammus (walleye pollock)
Lineage: Eukaryota; Metazoa; Chordata; Actinopteri; Gadiformes; Gadidae
Product: brevican core protein-like
Exons: 14
Coding region: 225-4079 (1284 amino acids)
Biological process (GO): cell adhesion
Molecular function (GO): hyaluronic acid binding
Source: RefSeq, a predicted model, not a curated record